Molecule: messenger RNA, 2385 nt
Organism: Zygotorulaspora mrakii
Lineage: Eukaryota; Fungi; Ascomycota; Saccharomycetes; Saccharomycetales; Saccharomycetaceae
Exons: 1
Coding region: 1-2385 (794 amino acids)
Source: RefSeq, a predicted model, not a curated record
AUGUCUCCAUGCGUACAUGUUAAUGAGAAGCCUCCUUCUAUGGAGAUUGAUAGAUUGAAAUCAUCUGGGUCCAGCUCUUCCACAUCCAUGGGGGAAGAAGCAACUACGUCGAGUAAUAAUAGUGCUGAUCAUUCGCAUCCUUUACUUACAAACCGGAACGUAGUACCCAAUGUAGAGUCGAGUACUAAUACAGCGACCCUUUUGCAAGAAAAUAAGGUGGCAAAAAAGAGGCCGAUGGAAAAGACGCCGCAAAGCUUUUCGGAUGAGGGCAAUGAUUUCUUCAAGUAUGUGGAUCCAGCACCUGCGUUACCACCAACAUACAAAGCAAGCAAUCCUAAUCGUAGAAUUCGCUUUCCAAUCUAUGAGAACGUAGAGGGGUGUACAGAAGCUCUACCUAGGUACACAUCAGCUGUUGAUGAAGUUACGGUCGUCUCAAUGAAAUUAGAAUGGUUAUCGCCUUACCAAACAUCGCCGGGGCGCAAUUGGCGCAAUUGUCUUAUGGUAAUUAACUCUACACAACUGAAUUUUUAUCAGAUUGAUGAAAGUCUGACCGCGGGAAUAAAGCAUUAUUCCAAUGGUGAUACAAGGGAUAACAACCAUUCGCAUUUUCUUUCUUUGACGGCAAAAAAUGCAUACCAAUUCAAUAAAGCCGAUCAAGAGCGUAUAACUUUUAAUCUGAAAAAGAACAAAAAGAAAUGUUUGAGCAACGAUAAGAUAAUCAAAAGUUACUCUUUACAGUUUGCAAAGCUGGGCAUCCCAACAGAUUAUACUAAGAGAACAUUUGUCCUACGAAUGCGUUGUGAGUCCGAACAGUUCCUAUUGAAUUUCGCUCAUGUUGAUGACAUGAUAAUGUGGACAAUGUAUUUGCAAGUGGGAAUUGGAAUUUCUCUGGAUUUAACUUUGCGAGAAUACCCUAAUUAUCGUAUAGUCCCACGGAGGAGAAGGCGUCGGAGGAGAAGAGAUGCAGACGGAAUAUUUUCCUUUACCAACGGUCCGACCCCGCAGGGAAGAUCCAAUUCUACAGGUUUCAUACAGAUGAGCAAAAUGAGUUCACAUGGAACUCUCAAUAGCUCUCCUAGGAACUCGCCACCUCCAAGAAUGGGGCCCAUCAGAAGCUCGAGUUCUGGACAUCUGCAGUUUUUUGGAAAGACGCAAACUUCUCAGACGUCCAAAGGACCUUUGGCAGCAUCCUCUGGCACAAACAAAUCAGUAACCAUUAAGCAUCAGCCCGCUCUAUCUUUCAAAUCCAAACUUAAAGGUCUCUUCAAGGCAAAAAAUGACGGAAGGCUAAACUCUCCGAAAAAAGCUGCUGUUGCUAAACUCUACAGGCAACAGAGUGGAUUAAAUUGUGUGAUGGAAGAUGAAGAAGAAGAAAAUGUGCUGAGAACAAAGUCUCUACCUGACCAAGAGUACCCAUCUUUAGAUAAGGAAAUUGAUAAAGAUUCUCAACCGUCAGUGACUAUCGGAGUUCGAAAAGAGCCUCCAAAGACAAUUGAAAUACCAUUGCCUGAUUCAAACGAUCACCUAAAUCCCAAUGCUUCGAUUUCACUUCCUGCUAGUCCCGGUGAAGGGUUUUCAAAACCAGGUGUGAUUUAUCCCGAGCUAAGAUCUGCUCAUAUUAACCACAAGGAAUUGGAAGAAUUCAGAGAGGUUGUGCGUGAGCAUAACGAAGCAGAGGAAGCCGAAAUGAAUCCUGCCUCCAUUCCAUUGGAGAAAUCUUCAGCCGCGGCCGGCCAUGCUGGAAACGGGGUACUACAGGAUGAGCCAGAACAGGAAGAGGAGGAACACGACGGAGAUGAUGAUGAUGAUGACGAUGAUGACGAUGAUGACGAAGAGGAUGACGAAGAGGAUGAUGAGGAGGAGGGGGGAGGUAAUCAAAAUGCUGCGAACUCCUUUGAUCAAGGUAGAUCAAUAUAUGCUGAUGAAGGGAUCUUUCAUGAUAGUGAUGAUGACUACGUUUACACAAACGAGACAAGAUUAAGUUAUAGGAAUCGUGCCUCUUCCACGACAAGUGCAUUAUCAAACACACCAUAUGGCAGCGAUGAGGUGAAAUGGUCUCCGCCAAUAAAACAAAUGUCCCGAAGACGGUACAUAAGAGAUUCUCUUAGAUGUAUCAAACCUCUAUCUGAGGGACAUAGAUGGAUCGGUAAGCUGGUGUGUCGUCCAAGUAAAGCACCUCCCUUUGAGACAAGCAAUAAGCCCAUACCAAUAGGAACCUGUUUGCAAGAAUUUCAAAAACGGAAAUAUUUAGCAUUCGAACCAACAUGGGAAAAUGUUGAUUAUAAACAAACUAAAAAUCACUACCUUAAAUUGUUUGUUGUGGGACCUACUGGCUUUUGGAAGUCCGGUACAAAAAUGUUUGACUCUUGGAAAGAAAUGCCCUAA